UCGCUGCGCACUCUGAGAGGCGCCGUCUCGCGUUGCAUGCUGGGAGUGGUAGUUCCCGGAGGCGGGAAGGGAAAAUGGCGGCACCGCCUCAGCAGCAGCAACAGCCACUGGCUCAGGCUCCGGCUCAGGGGGCGCCUCCCGCCGCCCCUGGGGUGCCUGCCGGGCAACAGCCGCCGGCCCAAGUCGCAGCAGCAGCUGGGGCCCCUCAACUGCAGGCCUCAUCCGGGCUCCAGGUGGCCGCGCAGGCGCAGGACUUCGACCCGGUCCAGCGAUUCCGCCUCUUGCUGCCGCAGCUCAAGGAGAGCCUGCAGAACCUGAUGAAAGUGGCCGCUCAGAACUUCGUUCAGAACACAAACAUCGACAGUGGACAGAAAAGUACGGAUGGGCCAGUGCAGCGAGUAGACAAGACCCUGGAGGAGUUCUAUGCCUUGUGUGACCAGCUGGAGCUGUGCCUGCGCCUGGCCUACGAAUGCCUCUCGCAGAGUUUCGACAGCGCCAAGCACUCCCCGACGCUCGUGCCGACGGCCACCAAGCCAGAUGCUGUCCAGGCGGAGAGCCUGCCCUACACCCAGUACCUCAGCAUGAUCAAGUCCCAAAUCUCUUGCGCCAAGGACAUCCACAAUGCCCUCCUGGAGUGCUCCAACAAGAUCACUGGCAAGGUGCCCUCCCAGGGCGUCUUGUAGCCUGCGGCUUGCUCAGACGUUCCUGGCUUGCCGAAUGGACUUGCACAUCUGGCUCCAUUCGAUCCAUAAUAAUUGUGUGAACUGCAGCUCAUGAGUUUCUCCUGGAGCCAGAUGGCUCAUCCCCUCUGCUGCACGGGCACCUCUUAAAGGGAACAGCGUUUGAGGGCAGUCCCGUGCCAUGAGCCCAAAACCUCAGCCUCUGCCCAUGUUCAGGAGGAAGACACGUACCGACUUCCAAACUGUGCAGCUUGCUCCAGCCAGGGUGUGGGGAGCAGGGCUUCCUUGCACGGUCGCUUUUUCUUUUCCCAGGGUGGGUGAGAGAGCACAAUAGCCUGCAUGUUUUGAUUAUCAAAUGCAGAUUCCUGACUUUGGAUCUUUCUGAACCAUUGCAAGGCAUUAAGUAGAAAUUAUCCCAAGGUUAAUUAAAUCUGUUCCUGGGCUUCGGCCCCGCCUCCUUCCUUGCUACUGUCAAGUUUCCUCUCCUGUUCAGAGAUUGUAGGAGAUGCUUCUCGCUUGGCGCAAGAAACAAAAUCGAAGCAACUGUUUUUAAGAGCUCAAAGCAGGUUGCAGCGUCAACCCACAAAAUAGAAAUUUGUUGGCGGGGGGGGGGGGGGGUUCGUUUGUAUAGCACACCAUCUUCAUUUCUCCUUCAGGUGGUGCUGUGGGUGUGGGUGUGGGUGUGGGUGUGGGUGUGUGACUCUGCAUUACGUGUCGGUUUCAUUUUGUGUGAGCCCCUGAGUUGGAGGUCUGGCCCGGCAGGGAGCCCCCGGAAGGAAGUGUGUCACGGCGCAAGCACUCUGACACAGCCCCCGUUGUUUGCUUCUCCUGUUGUGCAAGUCUUCGCAGUAGUGACGGGCUUUGCUUCCUUUCGCAGGGUGUCUGUCUGUUGUCUGCCUUUUACUUUUAAGAGCUGGAAGUCUGUUGCUGGUCUCUUUGGUCCGCAGGCUGUGAAGGUCUGUGGGCCUUGUACGUGGUUUCAGUGAACAGGAAAGAGAGUGUUGCUUUGUUUUCUACUCCCUCUCUCCCAAAUAAAAUUUUAAAAACCCUU
This is a messenger RNA of Eublepharis macularius, 1731 nucleotides long. It is a transcript of the gene MED29, whose product is annotated as mediator complex subunit 29. Bases 75 to 683 code for a protein of 202 amino acids. Lineage: Eukaryota; Metazoa; Chordata; Lepidosauria; Squamata; Eublepharidae. The record is from RefSeq and is a predicted model, not a curated record. Gene Ontology annotation, cellular component: mediator complex. Gene Ontology annotation, biological process: regulation of transcription by RNA polymerase II. The transcript is spliced from 4 exons. Gene Ontology annotation, molecular function: transcription factor binding; transcription coregulator activity.